Messenger RNA from Clunio marinus, 2550 nucleotides. The record is from the annotation of a GenBank genome assembly. Lineage: Eukaryota; Metazoa; Arthropoda; Insecta; Diptera; Chironomidae.
AUGAUACCGUCGCGCAGUUGUGAAGUUAAUCCGAGUGCAAAAAAAACUCAAAUCGAGUGGGAUUCAAAGAAUUCCAACAAUCAUAGAUCGGAGUUGUCUUCGGAAUCAUGUAAAUCGAAUUCAACGACUGAUUUCCCAUCUGACAUUAGCUCUGCCAAUGAAAAUGACAAUGCAAAGGAUGCUGUUAGUGCUUCAUGUAAAAUUAAUAAGACGAGCGACUUGUCAGAAGGGGAAAAAUGUUCAGAAAAGCAUAAUUUGUCUCAGGAAAUUGCCGGAGGAAGUUCCACAAAUGAUGAAACAUUAAAUGAAAGUCGAAAGAAAAUCAAUAACAGCAACUCGACAAAGAAACGUUUUUUUGAUUUGAAAAAAUUUCCCGAUUCAGCAAAGAAAACAUUUUCGAGCAAAUUAAAACUUCCUAAUCGUGUCUCGUUAACUCUCUCGCCCCGUAAAGCUUCAUCGCCCCAUAAUAAAUUAUCGCUAUCACAAUUAGAACAGCAAAACAAUUUAUUCAUUCGUGAUGGGCAGCAACAGAGUAAAAGCAGCAGCGAAGAAUCGACGAUAAGCAAACAAGUCGAACAGCAGACAACAAAAAAGAAUUCAAGUAAUCAGAAGGAAAACGAGGGAAUCGACGGAAUGGAGCAGGCGGGCAAUGUUAAUCCUAAACAAAAACAAGACAAUUUGUUGGGAGCGAAAAGUAAAAAAGCUUCCUCGUCGUUGAUUCCAUCAUUCCUGGGUGGUGGCAGCAGCUCAACGCAAAUAAAAAACGUUAAUCACAUAAAAAUUCCAUCAACGUCUCUUGGAUCAAUCAAAAAAGCUCCAUCAACUCAAAAUGUCGUUGAAAAGUUAACAAAAACUGGAAAUAAAUUCAAAGAACUUUAUCGAGAUUUCCCUUCAACUUCAAGUAAUGAAAAAUCAACUUCAUUGAAGAGAAAUCCACCGCCAUAUCGACCGCCACCCACACCACCAAAUAAAGACAAAAAUCAAUCAAACAAUGAGAAACAAAAGCGUCUCCGUUUCUCGGAAAAUGAGAUGAAGAAUUACGAAGAAAUCGAACCGAUUAUUGAGGUGACUUGUGAAACCAGCAAUAACGAUGAAGGGAGUGAAGAUAACAGCGGAAGGAAAGCAGAAGAACAAAGCAAUGAAGAUGUUGAUGGGAUGAUAUCAAAAGCUGAAUAUUCUUCGAAUGUCUUCAAAAACAUUCCCGUAAGACCACGAAAAGGAAUCGUUUCACAUAUGGAAAAUUAUUGUCUGUUUGAUCCUUCGGUAGAUUUUUGUAACGAGAAAGAAUUAAUGAAGAAAAAACUCAUUGAAUCGAAAAUGUCGGAGGUGAAUCUUGUCAGACAAGCGAACAAACAAUUCCAAUUACUGAAUAGUGAAGAACUUAAGGAUGAGAGAAUUGAAGACGUGACGUUUGAAGAUCAAACUGUCUACGAUGUAUCAGAACUUGAUGAGAGGGAAAAGAUUCUUGCACAUCACAACUAUUACGAAAUCGAUCCGGAUUUGUUGCUUGAAGAAGAUGAGUUUGAAUCGGUAGUCACUGUUGUGCCAGUUGAGCAGUCGAUGAUUGCUAAAGACAAUCAGAGACAGGUUGGAAAUAAGAUGAGAAAAUCGAAGAUUUACUCAAAUACAUUAUCAACAUCAUCAGAAUCAACAUCGACUAGUCAGACAUCCACAAACUCAAGUUCAACUUCGACAAGUUCUGAUUAUCCAUCAUUGUUCAAUUCUGUUAUAGAAACGACGCAUUCAUCAACAGUUGAAUCGACUGAUGACAACGAAUCGAAUGGAUAUGGAAAAGCAGCAAAUGACCGACAAGCACGAGAGAACAGCAGUCAAUGUGUCGACGAAAUCAAUCAAACUGCAGUUGGUAAUGAAAGCUUAAUUACAAUUUCUAAUGUCGUCACAUGUGGUGAAUCUAAUGCAUCAUCGACGGGAGCAACAAAAAAGAAAUCACCACAAUUAAAUCGAAUUAUUCGACCAUCAUCAUCAUCAACACGAAAUCUUUCGUUGUCACAAAAUAAAUCCAAUAAACAACAAACAACAUCAUUAGUGACAAAAACAAAAACGAAUAAAAUUAAUUUUCCAAUUCAAAAUAAAAGUCAACAAUUGGAUCCAUUAAAGUCGAGUCAUUCUUUACCUCAGCUACAGAACAUUAUCGUUCAAAAUCGUUGUCGACAACAGACGAAUAAGAGUGAAUUGAAUUUUGUGAUUGAUAACACGACUACAAUUCAACUUCGUCGUCAGCAUAGUUCACGUCAGGGACGACCGUUAUCGGGGCAUAGCGACGACAGAGACAGCGGCUUUCUCUCGCCUGUUACACCCCCCGAUAAUCAAAACCCAGCACAUAUCACUCCAAAUGUUAUAAUCAAAGAAGCAAAGGAACAAAACACUAAUAAAAGUGAAUCAACGCUUUUAAAUCAAUGCGAUAACAUUCAGCAGCUGAUCGAGGUGAGUAACGAUUGGGAUGGGCUUGUAACACAUUUUAAUGUCAAAACACAUUGUAGAAAGAUGAGAACAAACGUAAAACAUAUUUUGUAUUGUGCAUUUUGUUAG